AUGACAUACUUUUUGGUUUCACAUCAAAUUGGUACCGUAGCAAUAAAUAAAAGAAAUAUAAGUUCUGUUAUUUGGAAAGAUUCGUUCCUAGAAAACAUUCUUAAGAACAUUAAAAGGAACGCGAAUUAUAAAAGGUUAUUCGGACCACCAGCUGAGGCGGUAGUAAAAGAAUUGGACUUAGCGGGAAAAACAUGUCUCAUAACGGGCGCUAGUGGUAGUAUUGGAUCAGAAGUAACGAGAUGUCUCAGUUUACGAAACUGUAAUGUCCUAAUGGCAUGUCGUAAUGUUUACAAAGCUAAACUUGUUACCAACAAUACUUGCGAGAGAAAUCACCUCACGUUUUAUCAAGUCAACUUAGCAUCCCUGGCUUCCGUUAAGACUUGUGCUGAAAACAUCCUCGCAAAUGAAAAGAAAAUAGAUAUUGUUAUUUUAAAUGCUGCUACGUUUGGACUACCUUGGACCAUUACAGAAGAUGGGCUCGAAACAAUUUUUCAAGUAAAUUUUUUCAGUCAGUACUACUUGCUCAUGUGUCUCGAUAAAAUUCUAUCAUCGGAUGUACGAGUUGUGUUUACAUCUUCUGAAUCUCACAGAAAUAUCAACUGGCCCCUGUCACCUACUUUAGAAGAUAUUUCAUUACCACAGGAUAGAUACACUUCCAUUAAGUCGUAUAAUAUAUCGAAGCUAUGUGGCUUAUUGCUGAUGCAUUAUUUGAGUUACCUGUGGUAUGAAACAGGAAAAAGUGUUUUCUGUGCUCAUCCUGGUUCAUUUAUUAAAAGUGGUUUAUGUAGAAAUUGGUGGGCUUACGAAGCACUGUACAUACUUAUGAUACCAUUUUCUAAAUCGAUAACGCAAGGCGCUAGUACGAUAGUCUACUGCGCCACAUCACCCGAACUGAAAGGCAUGACUGCAGUUUAUUUAAAUAAUUGCAAACGGUGUGAAGAAAGUGAUUUGGCAAAAGAUUUUAACAUGUCAAUUAAGAUACACGAUCUUGUACUAGAAAUAUUGCGUGAUCGUGUUGAUAACUUUGACAUACUUUUUAAGAAUUACAGCUCUCUUAAAUAAAGAAGUAAUAAUGAUCUUACCCAUAAUUACUGACAUGGUUUUUCGUCUUUGAAUCUCAAUAAUGAACUAAUUGUUUGAAUAUGUAUCUAUGUAUGUAGUUAUAAUAAACGUAAGGAUUCUUUAAAA
Molecule: messenger RNA, 1188 nt
Organism: Melitaea cinxia (Glanville fritillary)
Lineage: Eukaryota; Metazoa; Arthropoda; Insecta; Lepidoptera; Nymphalidae
Product: WW domain-containing oxidoreductase-like
Exons: 6
Coding region: 1-1062 (353 amino acids)
Source: RefSeq, a predicted model, not a curated record